Phaedon cochleariae (mustard beetle) is the source of this 838-nucleotide messenger RNA. The record is from the annotation of a GenBank genome assembly. NCBI's taxonomy places the organism in Eukaryota, Metazoa, Arthropoda, Insecta, Coleoptera, Chrysomelidae.
UUACACCCAGUAUAUUUUCAUACAUUCAUGAAGCAUCAGUUUCCGGUAUGAAUGAUGACCAGCAUCUGAGAACAUGACUUCGGCCGUAUCAGUAGUAGUCACACCAGCGACAGGAGCGAACAAGGAAGGCCCUGUACGAACAAGGAGAAAACUCAGCAUUCCUGCUGCUCUGUCAUUAGCAGCUGGAUCAGAAAAUGCUGCGUUCAGAAGGCGAUUCAGUAAUGUCGGAGACGCUGCCAGGAAGUUAUCCACCUCCAUAGGAUGGGGAAAGGCUGUUGGAGCAACUGCUCCAGAAGAGAUCGUAGCAGUAGGAAUAGCCAUGUGUACGCUGUACAUAAGAGCUAAACUCAAGCGAUCUGGUGUCUUCAAUAGAAAAUUGGGCUUGACCAGAGUGAGAAGUGCCGUGGGUACCAUGGAAGCUUGCAGCACUGUUGUUCGUGAAGUGUAUCCAGCCUUAUCCUGCGCAUGCUCGGAGCUGGAACGCGCCCACCCCAAACUGUUCUCGCGGGUAGCCCGCCAGACGGGGCGGGCGCCCGGCACCGGCAUCGCUGGCGUCCUCCUCGCCGUGGGGCAGCACCUGUUGCGCGCGGAACCCACGUGGGGCAAAGUGGCGGCCGUGUACUCGGUGGCGGGCGGCCUGGCGGUGGACAGCGCGCGGCUGGGCCGGCCCGAGGACGUGCACGUCAUCCAGGAGGACAUGACGGAGCUGCUGGAGGAGCGGAUGGCGCUUUGGGUCCACACCAACGGGGGAUGGAAUGGAUUGCUAACACACUGCAAAACACAAGACCAAGAGAUAUCUGUAAUGGAGUACUUUGCCGUUUUUGGCCUGAUGGGGAUC